CAUAUACCCUGCUGGAACCAGUAGUCAUGCCGGACACACCCGUGGAGGACUCCCUCUUCCAAAUCAUACACUGCUUCCACCACUAUGCUGCCCGGGAAGGGGACGUGGAGACCUUGUCCCUGGAGGAGUUGAAAGCCCUGCUCCUGGAUAGCGUGCCUCGCUUCAUGGACACCUUGGGCCGCAGGCAGCCAUACUACAUCACGGAGCUGUUCCGGGCGGCUGACAAAAACAAGGACAACCAGAUCUGCUUUGAUGAGUUCCUGUACAUCUUGGGCAAACUGGUGAAGGACUACCAUCUACAGUUCCACAGGCAGCUGUGCACACACUACUGUGCCCAGCACAGCCUCUACUAGGGGAGGCCAGACAGUCUCCCACCACUGCAGUCUGUUCGGGGAGGUGUGGCUUGACUACAAACAGCUUGCAAAACUCAGCUAUGUAUUUCUUCUUAUGUGUGCGCACAUGUAUACAAAUAAUAUCACAAACAUUCCCAGGACAGACCCAGGGCAUGGCUCUGGGUAUCCAUGAAUGUUUGGUGAAAGAAGUUUAGUCUUUACUAUGUGGAACAUCAUUUGGGGGCAGAAGACAUGCUCCUGCCUUAGGUGAUCCCUUGCUUGAGUGGGGAAUACUGGUCAAGAAGAUAUAAAUCGCAGUGGAGACUCAGGUAGUGUGU
Molecule: messenger RNA, 670 nt
Organism: Peromyscus californicus insignis
Lineage: Eukaryota; Metazoa; Chordata; Mammalia; Rodentia; Cricetidae
Product: protein S100-A15A
Exons: 2
Coding region: 27-353 (108 amino acids)
Cellular component (GO): cytoplasm
Molecular function (GO): calcium ion binding; transition metal ion binding
Source: RefSeq, a predicted model, not a curated record